GACUCUCCCGCGAAAUCCGACACUUCUUUGAUCUUCACCGAAAGUACAUCAUGAUAAGAUUGUAGUGCAGGUCUCCCUGAUUUCACGGAGACUUGCGGAGAACACCAAUCGCAAUGACGACGCUGAAACCUCGCGCGCCCUACACUCCCGAGGAGUUGGCCAAGCUCUAUCCGGCCGGUCUCGAAUUACGACAAGUCCAGAUUCUUCUGCGCCACGGAGAGCGGACGCCUGUAUCGACUCGAUUUCAGAAUGCUGGUCUGGCACCUUUCUGGCCGUAUUGCAGUGCGGCCAAAGACAUGAAAUCGGCAAUCCUGGAGGCGGAUGGCUCAUGGGACACCCUGCAAUGGAGAAGGCGCAUAGAAUCACUCGGCAAAGACGACCAGCCAAGCUUAAACACUGGAUCGAAAGGGGAGGUCGAUAGCAUAUGCCAGCUUGGCGAGCUAACCGAUCGCGGUCGCGAGACCACUCUCGCUCUUGGACAGCGCACACGGAAGCUCUACGUUGACCAACUGGCCUUUCUCCCAGCCACCUUCGACGUCCAGUCCGCCUCGAAUGUGUACUUGCGAUCGACACCGAUUGUUCGCGCCCUGGAGAGCGUGCAGCAAGCAUUCAACGGCCUCUACCCUUCUUCUACACGGGCCAAUGGAGCGCCUGCACCCGCGGUAAUGACGAGAGCAUGGCAAGACGAGACGCUCGUCCCCAGCGAAGGCGCAUGCAAACGUUUCCGCGAACUGGCACGUGGCUUUGCUGAUCGCGCCGCAAAGCUGUACAACGAUGGGCCUGAACUUCAAUACAUCAACAAGAAGAUUGGCAAGUACAUGCCUGAGGACUCGCCCGUGGUGAAGGUGGACUCCCAUCCGCGCUUGUCAGGUGUGAUGGAUUCAGUCCACGCCUCACUGGCUCAUGGCAAAGACACUCGAUUGCCGAGCGAAUUCUACGACGAGAAGGUUCGCGCCGGCAUCGACAAGAUCUGUGUUGAGGAAUGGUUCGGGGGAUAUGCCGAGAGCAAUGAGUACCGCAAACUGGGCAUCGGAGGUCUAGUCGGAGACCUAGUGCAGCGAAUGGUGGAGCACACAAUGGCCGCAGCUAAGCAGCAGCCCAGCGAGGAGCCAUUCAAGAUCAGCAUGGCGGGAUGCCAUGAUACUACCGUCGCAGCGACGCUUGCUGCAUUCGGCGCAUUCGAUCCUUACAACGACAAGUGGCCUGGCUUCACCAGCUCCAUCGCCUUUGAACUUUUCAAGCAAAAGGACGGCGAGGCAGGAAACAACACUCCCACUGGUACCAUCAGGCCCGACAGCAAGAGGACAUGGUGGAGUUCCUUCUUCCCAUCGUCCCUCGCCCCAACCCCGAGCUCUCCCCGCGCACCUCUGGCCGAAAUGCCAUUAACCGACCGCAAGAAUCUCGACGAGUACUUUGUCAGACUCCGAUACAAUGAUCAACCCCUGACAAUUCCCUUUUGCAAGCCUCAGGGCCGACAUUACAAGGACGACGAAAGCUUCUGUACACUGGCUGCAUUCAAAGAAGCCGCCGACAGUUUCACGCCCAAGAACUGGAAGGAGGAGUGUGUAAUGAAUCUGGGGCAGCCGACGAUGAGUGCGGUGGUUGACAGGCCGCCAGGGUUGUGACCAGUGUUUUUGUCGAGAGUUGUGCUUCGAAUAGAGACAGAGAUUCUAGAGGUAUAGACGCACGCGUAUGGACAAAGGUUCAUGUAUGAAGGCGAAAGAAGGGGUUGUUUGUCGAGUGUGUGAAUGCAACGAGCAUUUUUGUAGUGUUCGAUCUACGGGUGAUUGCCUUGUCUCUUCAUGACAGGUCCUCAAAAGAGAUG
This is a messenger RNA of Neohortaea acidophila, 1825 nucleotides long. RefSeq names its product histidine phosphatase superfamily. The transcript has a single exon. Gene Ontology annotation, molecular function: phosphatase activity. Bases 114 to 1625 code for a protein of 503 amino acids. NCBI's taxonomy places the organism in Eukaryota, Fungi, Ascomycota, Dothideomycetes, Mycosphaerellales, Teratosphaeriaceae. The record is from RefSeq and is a predicted model, not a curated record. Gene Ontology annotation, biological process: dephosphorylation.